Molecule: messenger RNA, 1119 nt
Organism: Equus quagga
Lineage: Eukaryota; Metazoa; Chordata; Mammalia; Perissodactyla; Equidae
Gene: MRPS24
Product: mitochondrial ribosomal protein S24
Exons: 4
Coding region: 69-572 (167 amino acids)
Biological process (GO): translation
Cellular component (GO): mitochondrion
Source: RefSeq, a predicted model, not a curated record
GGCGCUCCGCCCCGCCCCGUCCCCCGCGCGGCGCCGUGGUACGCUCCGCGCGCUCCGCUCGGCCCAAGAUGGCGGCGCCCUUGUGCAGCCGGGUGCUGGGGCCGCGGGUGCUGCCCUGGAGCCGGGAGCUGCCGUGCGCCUGGCGCGCCCUGCACACUUCCGCGGUCUGCGCCAAGAACCGGGCGGCCCGAGUCCGAGUAAGCAAGGGGGACAAGCCAGUGACCUAUGAGGAGGCACACGCGCCUCACCACAUCGCCCACCGCAAGGGCUGGCUGUCGCUGCACACAGGUAACCUGGAUGGAGAGGCCCAUGCUGCAGAGCGAACGGUGGAAGAUGUUUUCCUUCGCAAGUUCAUGCUGGGCACCUUCCCGGGCUGCCUGGCCGACCAGAUUAUCCUGAAGCGCCGGGCUAACCAGGUGGAGAUCUGUGCCCUGGUCCUGAGGCAGCUGCCUGCACACAAGUUCUACUUCCUCGUGGGCUACAGUGAAACUCUGCUCUCCCACUUUUACAAGUGUCCUGUGCGUCUGCACCUCCAAACUGUGCCAUCAAAGGUUGUGUAUAAGUACCUCUGAGACAGUCGCCUUUUUCGCAUCAAGCUCUAGCCCUUAAAGGACAGAAUCACGUGGGGAAAGAGUGAAGGGAAGUGGGGGAAAUAGAUCCACUCAGAGUGCUGAGGCUUCGUCGUCAAAGCUGCUGUUGAAUAAAUAGACUCCAUGUGUCUUGCCUCUCAGUCUGUCUUUACUCUUUAGGUGAGGGAACUAGGAUAGGGUUCUGGGAGGAUGCGCCAGGACUCCCGGAAGGCUGCCACUUGUCUGCGGUUUAGGUAAUAGCUACAGCUCAGUGAGUAUCUUGAGCCAAUCACUGUGUCAGGAACUUUAUGUAAACCUCUUUGUUUCCUCUCCAAAUGGAAAGAUCCAUCUUUGGUGACUAUGAAGUAAUAAAUGUUAAUUUUUAAAAAUCAAAAUGUGGACAUGUAUCAAAUCGAUCAUGAAACUUGCUUGUAAUUCUACCCCAGAGAGAACUACUACGGACAGUUCGUUGUAUUUUAUUUCCAGAUGUACUUAUUUUCUGGCAGUAUUUUAAUGCAUACUUAUUGUUUAUUAAACAAGCUGUAAUUGA